UGGAGGACUAGUAUUGAAUGAGAAGCUCUAAGAAAGAUGGGAAAUGCUGUGAGAGGUGUCAUCGCCUUCAUCCCCUCUGAGCGCUGUCAGCGUUUUUUAGUCGGGGACCUGAAGGAGAUGCCGUUGGACCGGACUCUGGACCUGAGCAGCCAUCAGCUGCGGCGGCUGCCUGUUGCUGCCUGUGUCUUUGAUGAGUUGGUGAAGCUUUACCUGAGUGACAACAACCUCAGCAGCUUACCGGCUGAACUGCAGAGCCUGAGGAAGCUGCAGCUCCUGGCGCUUGACUUUAACUCCUUUGAGGAGCUUCCUCCAGCUGUUUGCAGGUUGCCUCAGCUCAGCAUCCUCUACUUGGGCAACAACCGACUGUACCGCCUUCCCAGGGAACUGAGAGAGCUGAAGGAGCUUAAUACUCUGUGGCUGGAGACGAACUGCUUUUCUGAUUUCCCUAAGGUGGUUUGUGAGCUCACAAAUCUUAAAACCCUGCACCUUGGUUAUAACCAGAUACGUAGUUUGCCAGAAGAACUAAAACACCUGGAAGAACUGCGAAGUAUCUGGCUUGCAGGGAACCAGCUGACAGAGUUCCCUCCAGUUUUGCAGGGAAUGCACUUUCUGGCUGUCAUUGAUGUGGAUCGGAACAAAAUACGUCACUUCCCAGGCCUUUCUCACUUGCAGGGUUUGAAACUCGUCAUCUAUGACCACAACCCAUGUAUUAAUGCCCCGGUGGUAGGAGAAGGAGUCAGAAGGGUUGGGCGCUGGGCGAACAGCUCAGAUGAUGAGCAGGAAAAAGAUGUGACAAAAGCAGUGACUGAGACCACAGCUGAGGUGGUGGAGGGCCACUCUGAAGAGCAGAACAAUAUUAAGGUCAAGGAAGUGACCCCCAGCUGUGGUGAAGCCUGA
Messenger RNA from Melanotaenia boesemani (Boeseman's rainbowfish), 897 nucleotides. It is a transcript of the gene lrrc10, whose product is annotated as leucine rich repeat containing 10. The record is from RefSeq and is a predicted model, not a curated record. Gene Ontology annotation, molecular function: protein binding. The transcript has a single exon. Bases 37 to 897 code for a protein of 286 amino acids. Lineage: Eukaryota; Metazoa; Chordata; Actinopteri; Atheriniformes; Melanotaeniidae.